CCCAAGCCGACAGCAAAGAUAGCCAGCACGACCAUGAUGGACGCAACGGAUUCCCCGAGUGACUGUUCCGGCAACAAUCGACCGAACAAGAGGCUCCGCACCGGGAGUGCCGAGACACCUCCAGAUGCGGCCGUCGAAGGCUCGUCUGUGUCCGGUACGGCCACGGCUCAGAGCCAGAGUUCCCGCAGAACCCAGCCCCGGGACCAGGGCCAUCGCCAGCGGACGCGUGCUGCCAUGGCCUGCGUCGUGUGCCGUGGCAGGAAGACCAAAUGCGAUGGUCGUCGGCCGUUGUGUGGCUACUGCCAGCGCACGAGGUCUGAUUGCCGAUACGACAUUGCCGACGUGCCCCCCGACUUGACAAUGUACGUUUCAACCAGACUCACCAGACUUUCCUCGGUUCUCCCUUCUCCCCAUCUCUUUGCCUCCUCGGAAGGCCUCGACAGUGUUAUUGGGUGGCAUGUAUUUCCUCCUGGCAUCAGAAAGGUCCGGGUGGAUAAUGGGAUACCUGUCCCAAUGCCAGACGAGCUCCCCCCGAUCACUUUCCAGCAGCUCAACAGACUACAGAAGAACUAUCGUCGCGUGGUUCACAACAUGAACCCAAUGCUUGACCUUGACACCCUUGAUGGAUAUGUUACCCAUGUGUCCGAAAACGGGUUUGAUUCAACAACCCGCACCUGUCUCGUCGCCCUCGUCUGCGCAAUCGGUGCAUUGUGCCAGGAGGCCACGACCAGUAUGGAGAUACCAAGCCGCCUCCCCAUAGCGGAACGCAACCACGAUUUUGAUAUCGCCUACCGGUUUUGGAGCGUUGCAUCAAAGAGACUAGGGCGCGCUAUGAGCCAGAACACACUCGAGUCGGCCCAAUGUCUGUGCCUGGCAGGGAUCUGGUUCAUGUGUAAUCUGCAACUGCUCGAUGCUUGGAAGCAUUUCACCAUGUCAGGGAACUGCUGCUACGCUGCCAUCUUGGCCAGGACAUCCAUGGCACCUGUCGACCCUCAGUUUGUGUCCCCAAUCUCCCAGGCUAUUGAGCAGAGUAUCUUCUACACGGCGUACAAAUCAGAACUGUAUAUUCGCUACGAACUGGCAAUACCUGGCUCCGUGCUCGAGCACAUUGAGGACCAGCUUGUCUUCCCCUCACCGCCGAUGCUCAGCGAAACACAGCUAGAAGAACCUCAUGAAGACGCCACCACUUGGUACUAUUAUCUCAGCGAUAUAGCAGCCCGGCACCUCAUCAACCGCAUCAUCAACGCCGGAUUCAGGGUCAAAGGAUGCCCCACCGAAGCUCAAGCUCAGGUCUCGCUCCGUGACUACAAGAUAUUCAGUUCGCAACUCGAGGACUGGUAUGAAUCACUUCCACAAGAGAUUUCAUUUGAUUCUCCUGAUUCUAGCAUUGCGCCCGAGUCUAACCCGUUCAAGUUGGUUAUGCGCUCUCGUUAUCUGUUCAUCAGCGAGCUCUUAUGCCGACCAUUCGUGCGUAUCUGCCUGAAUUAUUUUCUAGAUUUUCCCGAAGAGUUGAUUGCCGAGGUUACAUCCAGAGCGUCUCUGGGCCUGCAAUUCUGUACUUGGAGGCUACAGUCAGCAGGGAAACCAACCAGACUCGGUCACGGCAUGUGGACAGGGAUUAGGAACAAUACAGCGAACGCUAUGAUCCUGAUUGGAGCCUCGCGGAGGGAUCAGCACUCGACGCUCAAUGUUGCCUCCCGACUCUGGGUGCCUGAAAACUGGCGCCCCGUUGUUGAGACAUUCUUGGACGGCUUGGAGAUCCUUUCAGAGGAAACAAGAGGUGGUGUAAAGGACUGCUACGACCUGAUACGCUGGGGCCUCGACGGCUUUGAGGAUAAGGGCAGCUCGUAG
Ilyonectria robusta is the source of this 1851-nucleotide messenger RNA. RefSeq lists its product as uncharacterized. The transcript has 5 exons. NCBI's taxonomy places the organism in Eukaryota, Fungi, Ascomycota, Sordariomycetes, Hypocreales, Nectriaceae. Gene Ontology annotation, biological process: regulation of DNA-templated transcription. Gene Ontology annotation, molecular function: zinc ion binding; DNA-binding transcription factor activity, RNA polymerase II-specific. The coding region runs from base 34 to 1851 and encodes 605 amino acids. The record is from RefSeq and is a predicted model, not a curated record.